AUUAAAACGUCGUUAGCUAACAGCUAGCAGGCAGACAAACGUCCCCGAGGACCGCCUGCAUAUUUACGGCCAGCGCUUUUCUUCCUUCAGCCAGUCAGACAACAUCACGGGAGACCCCCCAACGAAGCAAAGAUAUGCAGUCGUCAGAGCAGCGCUGACAGGCCUGACUCUGGUUUAACACAACCAUGGAGUCCUCCUCUGAGUCCCAGCAGGAGCCUGAGAAAACUUUGCUCCAUGCAGAGUUGAGAGAGCAACAUGCCACCUCCGCUGCCGUAGUGUGCAGUGAUGACACCGUCCUUUUGACACCAGGCAGGAUGAGCCAGCGUCAGGUGAAGGAGCGGGACAAGGACAAGGAGAGGGAGAAGGAGGCGGGCCUCCAGACGCCCAACAGGGAGCACGUCGCCAGCCCCUCCAGCCUCAGCCCGGGGGUCAGCUACAGUCACGGUUUUGAGAGAGGAAAGGAGGACCUCUUGCCUCUGCCUUUGAAAGAGGACUCGCAUUCCAUAUCUAAGAGCAAGUCUGAAACAAAGCUGUACAAUGGCUCAGACAAAGACGUGUCGGCAUCCGGAGGAAAGCUCACCAAGAAGGAGUCCCUCAAGGUGCAGAAGAAGAACUACAGGGAAGAAAAGAAGAGGGCAACCAAGGAGCUGCUCAGCACCAUCACUGACCCCUCUGUCAUCGUCAUGGCCGACUGGCUAAAGAUCCGUGGCACUCUAAAGAGUUGGACCAAGCUGUGGUGCGUGCUGAAACCGGGCGUCCUGCUCAUCUAUAAAACCCACAAAAACGGCCAGUGGGUGGGAACGGUGCUGCUCAACGCCUGCGAGCUCAUCGAGAGGCCCUCUAAGAAGGACGGCUUCUGCUUUAAGCUCUUCCACCCACUGGAGCAGUCCAUCUGGGCCGUCAAGGGUCCUAAAGGAGAAGCAGUUGGCUCCAUCACUCAGCCAUUACCCAGCAGCCACCUCAUCUUCCGUGCCGCCUCUGAGUCUGAUGGUCGAUGCUGGAUGGACGCCUUAGAGCUGGCCCUGAAGUGCUCCAGCCUGCUGAAGAGGACCAUGAUCCGCGAGGGGAAAGAGGACGUGAGCACAGUAGCCACUGGCGGAGAACACUCCAUCAAUUUCUACAGCCUCCUUAGAGCCCACAACAUCCAUGGUUUCCAGUUCAACGACAGUGACCAUUUGAAAGACCCUGACCUGUACUCAGACAAGUCAGACAGGGAGGGUGAACAGGACCACGAGGAGUCGGACCCAGAAGGCCUGGAGAAGAGUGAGGAGAGCGACAGCGACACGUCAGAGCGGCAGGACGACUCGUACAUCGACCUGGACCCUAACGAACAUCUGCGAGAAACCCCGUACCUGGAACAGUCCCAUGAGGAACUCGGAGAGGCUGGAGAGGCUGCCCAGACAGAGACGGUAUCAGAGGAGAAUAAAUCUCUGAUAUGGACUCUGCUGAAGCAGGUGCGACCCGGCAUGGAUCUGUCCAAGGUGGUGCUGCCCACCUUCAUCCUGGAGCCAAGGUCCUUUCUGGACAAACUGUCUGACUACUACUACCACGCAGACUUCCUGUCAGAGGCUGCAAUUGAAGAGAACGCUUACAACAGGAUGAAGAAGGUGGUGAAGUGGUACAUCUCUGGAUUUUACAAAAAGCCAAAGGGGUUGAAGAAGCCUUAUAACCCCAUUAUUGGAGAGACGUACCGCUGCAUGUGGCUCCACCAGAAGACCAACAGCAAGACCUUCUACAUAGCAGAACAGGUAUCCCAUCAUCCUCCUGUGUCAGCCUUCUAUGUCAGCAACAGGAAAGACGGAUUCUGCCUCAGUGGCAGCAUCCUCGCCAAGUCCAAGUUCUAUGGUAACUCCCUGUCGGCCAUAUUGGACGGAGAGGCUCGGCUGACUUUUCUCAACAGAGGAGAGGACUAUGUGAUGAACAUGCCCUAUGCUCACUGUAAAGGCAUCCUGUAUGGCACCAUGACCCUGGAGCUGGGCGGUCAGAUCUGCAUCGCGUGUGAGAAAACGGGCUACAGUGCUCAGCUUGAGUUCAAACUAAAGCCAUUCCUGGGCAGCAGUGACAGCGUCAACCAGGUCUCUGGAAAGAUCAAGCUGGGGAAGGAGGUGUUGGCUACUCUAGAAGGACACUGGGACAGUGAGAUCUUUAUCAACGACAAGAAGACGGGGACGGUGGACACCUUCUGGAACCCGACGACAGAGCUGAGGCAGAGUCGACUGACGCGCUGCACCGUCCCACCAGAGGAGCAGGGAGACUCAGAAUCAGAAAGGCUGUGGCAGCACGUGACGCGGGCCAUCAUCAACAAGGACCAGACCGAGGCCACCAAUGAGAAGUUCCUCCUGGAGGAGGUUCAGCGGAAGUCCGCCCGAGAACGGAAAGCAAAGUGUGAGGAGUGGUUCCCGGCCCUGUUCGAGCAGGACCCCGUCACUGGAGAGUGGCAUUACAGAUAUGCCGACACGAGGCCAUGGGAUCCGCUCAACGACUUGAUCCAGUUCGAGAAAGACGGCUGUAUCCAGACCAAGGUCCGACACCGCACCCCUAUGGUACGUUCUGGCAGUCUUAUUAGUCUGAGUAACCAGGGGCCACGGAGGGACAAUUGCAAGUGCCAGGUGACGGUGCCAAAGAGGAAACACAAGAGCGACAAGCCCAAAAGCCCAGAGAGCGGCUGCUCUUCACCGGAACCCGACCGCCAGGACUCGUCCGGCAGCGAAAAAGGCCAUAUGACCGCUAGUAGUAGGCUGAGACUGAGACACAAAAGCAAGCAUAACAGCCGGCUGAGGAAAAAAGGAGCUGACCUCAGUGAACUUCAAAGUGCCAUUGAAUCCAUAAAGCAGACGCAGGAGGACAUCAACAGGAACAUCAGCGUGCUGCGGAGUCGUGCGGCCGGCCGGGCGGAGGGCAGUUCUUUCCUCCAGCAGCGCGACUACAUCAUCAUCGUUUUCCUCAUCCUCCUUCAGGUCCUGAUCAACUACGUCUUCAAGUAGCAGCCCUACCCCACGGAGAGAGAGUGAUGCCCUCACACACACACACACACACACACACACACACACACAACACACACACACACACACACACUCCAUAAACACACAAUGAACAUUAGGCAUCACGAUGGGGGGCUUAGAGACCUGAGCUUUGACCUCUCACAAUAAGUGACUCUGACUCUCUUCUUCUCUGUCUUUAUUAAAUCCAACACACGUCCAGAAAAGUGGAGACUCCCUCACAAAAAGAGACUUUAAAAAUAACAUGUCUAUUUUUAACCAGUCCAAUCCAAAACUCUGGGGAGAUCUACAAGAUUUCAAAAGCGAAGAAGAGCGGCGAUAAGGAGAAGUAGUUGGAGGUGAGAUUUUGUCGGGAUGAAGUCUCAACUGCCGCUCUGGAGCUUAUUGAUAUGCCUUGAAGUAAGAGGCAAAGACAGCAGCCAUUUUUUUAUUUUAGCUGUUGUUUGUUUUCGUUUUUCUGAUGGAGAGAAACUACUCUGUGAUUCACAUUUCAACUCAAACAACAGGGAACCUUUUAACAUGGAGAGGAGUACCAUGGCUCACAUGGUAACGCAGAUUUAGAAAAAAAAGUCUACCUUUAAUUUGAAUGGUUUUUUUUAUCGUUUUGUUUCUUUGUUUGGUGUGUCCUUUGUGAAUAGGGGUCUGCUUGGAACAAAAAGCGGUGAUAAGGGAGAGAAAAACAAAGUGGUCCAAUCUAUGUGACUUUUAUUUUUUUAUUAUCAGAUACUUUGAUAUGGGCUGGGGUUUCCACCUGUGGAAAUGGACGAGGAAGACAAAUGACACAAGUGAUAUUGUCAAAAGGUACAGAAGCUAUACUUUCUGCUGUAUAUUAAAUCUUCACCUUUUGCAUACUAAAUCAAUGUUGAAAGAAAAAAGUCGGCGUCAUUGUAGACUGUAGGUAGCAUGUACAGACAGGAGUGUUGUUAGGAUGUUAGCCCUAUGUACAGUAUUUUGUCUUAAGGCUCAAAUGCACUGGAAAUGUCACAUUUGUGUUAUUAAUAUUGUUUUUAAUGAGUUAAACCUCGGCUAAAAAUGGACAUGAAAGUAAUUUUACAUCUCUGCUCUGAGGAGCAUCAACAGAGCGUCAAAAUAUGUUUUUAGUGAUUUUUCAUGAACUUCAGUGACCACUGCCCUAAGUUCAGGUAAAGGUCAGCAAGGUAGUCUGAAAUCGGCCGUCUUAGACCUUAUGACAAGUUAAAGGAAUAGAAUUAGAAAUGCACUUCUUUGCUUUCUUGCUGAGAGUUAGAUGAGAUGAUUGAUACCACUCUCAUGUGUGUACGUUCAACACAACCAGCAGCUGCUUAGCUUUGCUUAGCAUUAAGACUGGAAACGUAGAAAAACAGCUAGCUUGGCACUGUCCAGAGGUAACAAAAAUCAUUUGAUAUCUUUUUUGGUGUUAUCUGUACAAAAACACAUUGUUUUUACACCUUGGAUUUUGUACAGAUAAGUGAGUGUCCAAAUAAGAUACAACAUCUUAAUUCAAGAGUUUGAGGAAGUGCUGGUGGGCGGAUUUUGUUAGCUAUGAACAGACACAGGCUCUGUUAAGAAUUUUUAAUUUUUAUGCUAAGCUAAGCAGCUGCUCUCUUUAGCUUCAUAUUUACAGUUCAGACAUAUUGGUAUCAAUCUUCUCGUUUUACUAAUAACAAGUAAGUGAGUAUGUGUAUUUCUCAAAAUAAGUUCUUAACUAUUCCUUCAAAAUGAGUUUAAAUUUCAGGGUUAAGUUGCGCUACCAUAUAGACAGAAUCUAAUAGAUGUAAAGACUAAAGAUUGGUCUAUCAAAAACAGACUCCAGACCAAGCCAUAGACCGAAAAAACUCUUAAUGUUUUCCUCAGCUGCUGACUGCAGCCUUUCAUGGCAAAUUUAGAGCAUCGAUCAUCGCUUUCAGUGCUUUUGCGCCUCAGAUGUUAACCAGGAAAACUAGUAUAGACACUUUAGUAAGCUACUGGUGGGAGGAGGAGAUAGACUUUUUCUUACUACUACUAUCACCACAGUAAACCAUUCCAAAUGUACGCAAGUACCAGCCAAACUCAGUGUGUAGACUAGAAGUCGACCCCGUUCACUGUGUAAAUACCCAACGGGACGACUCGUUCCUCGCGAGUAGCGAGUGGCGUUUCAACACCACGGUUCACAAUACAGACACUCCCGCGCUCUGUGCACAAGCCAGUCUUUUCAACCUAGUGUGUCUUUCUGUCCACUGCUCUGUAGAUACACAUUGACAUGGGCAAAAAGAAAAAAAAACGGAUUAGUGGGGUACACGAUAAGGUUCCCAUCACAAAUUUAUCCAAAAGGCCUCAAGACGCUGAUGUUAUUCGUCAAGUAGCUGCAAAAAUCUACUUUUUGGGGGGGAAAUUUUGUGAGCGUACAUUGUGGUUCUUAUCUGUUGCUUUCCUAUUUUUGAUUUUUUGAUUUUGGCCAUUUCAAAGUCUGGGAAAUAAUGGCGGAAGAAUACCCUGAAAAUGUAAAGGCUUACGGGGACUAUGACUUAUGAGGACCAAAUAGGUGAAGGCUGUGUUUGGCACUGUCAAACGGGGGAAAAAAACGUUGUUUUUAGCAUUUAGUUUUUGGUAUCAACCAAUGAAAAAGGCAGCAUAUUAGAAGCCACACCUGACCUUUUCAGGAUUUUCCUUGAAAAUGCAAGUAAGUGACUGCUAAUUAAGGCAAUUCAAAAAAAUUAAAAAACUUGUGGACCGUAUCUGAACAUUGAUUUUGUAUAUCUCUUCGCCUGUCAUGAUGUUAGCCUUGUCGACGUUUACAUAUCCGAUUGCCUCCGCCGUCAGCAGACUGUUGAGCGAUGAAAUCUUUGUAAUGCUAACAAGAAAGACUGGAAGCAACGUUGGGAGCCAGCUGUACCCCCGUAAGUUACCCGGCUGGCCCGUGUGUAUCUGUACGUGUAUUUUUGUGUAUCCUCAUUGCCUCGAUCGCUCAUCUUAAAUGGAGAAUCCAGAUAUUAGAAUGUGGAGAAAUAAGUAUAAACCAGUGCCUUCUAGAGUCGGACUUGGGAGGGAGUAGAUAGGGGGUUUAUUGGAGGUGGUAGGAGGUCUGCAGGGGUGUGGGGUGGACCAUAAAAAGUGUCCCAAGUCUCAAGGUGAACUGAUGAUAUUGGCAAUAAUCUGGAAUAAAAGCAUAUUCGGGUGGACUCGGACUUGGACUGGGACCAUGGUGGCUGCUUUAGUCACUGUAGUGUUUUCGAGCGGACGUGCCAUACGAAGCCUUAGAAACAAGUCUGACUCCGGAUCCAGAGCUCACCACCCCACCUAUCUCCUGCUCCCUCCCCUCCCCCGAAGCAUCGCCAUAGUAACUCACCUGUAGGUUUUCCGGAUGCUGAUUCCUGCCACAAGAGAGAGAGAGGGAGGGAGAGAGACCACUCCUCUAUGUCGGCAUCCUCGACCCUCUCUCGCUCUCUCACAUACCAAAAUCCAGAGGGGAAUAUCAACAUCUCUGCUGUCCGUUGUUGUUGCUGUAAAAUAAUACAUUUUAUUUAUUCCUCUUUUGUAUGUGGGUCUAUGUUCAUUUGUUUCUGAUUUAGCAUUAGGUCAAUGCUGAUUUUAAAAUUUCAAAAGUUGGUUUUAUCCCACAACUUGUUACUUACUACGUCACACACAAGCGACUGUCCUCAACUUGUGCACACUGUCAAUGUCAACUGCCCCCCCCCCCCCCCCCCCCCACACACACACACACACACACACACUUUUUCCUAUCUGAGUAUGUGAAUAUAUUUACUGUAUCUCCAUGGCAACUAUAACUUCCUGUAAGUUUAUGGUCACAUGUAACAUAACACAGAAUAAAAACA
Anoplopoma fimbria (sablefish) is the source of this 6790-nucleotide messenger RNA. It is a transcript of the gene osbpl8, whose product is annotated as oxysterol binding protein-like 8. The record is from RefSeq and is a predicted model, not a curated record. The transcript is spliced from 25 exons. Gene Ontology annotation, cellular component: cytosol; membrane; intracellular membrane-bounded organelle. The coding region runs from base 186 to 2984 and encodes 932 amino acids. Gene Ontology annotation, molecular function: cholesterol binding. Lineage: Eukaryota; Metazoa; Chordata; Actinopteri; Perciformes; Anoplopomatidae.